Molecule: messenger RNA, 1280 nt
Organism: Solea senegalensis (Senegalese sole)
Lineage: Eukaryota; Metazoa; Chordata; Actinopteri; Pleuronectiformes; Soleidae
Gene: hwa
Product: huluwa
Exons: 3
Coding region: 266-1237 (323 amino acids)
Source: RefSeq, a predicted model, not a curated record
AUCGAGCCUUUGCUUUCUGUGUCAGUCCAUGAUGAAGGCAGUGGUGAUCAAAGACCACAGUCACAUGUGGAGACUGUGUGUGUAUGAGAAGCAGACUGGCAUGUUGUUAUUAGAUAUCAAAAAUAAAAAUACAUACUGUCAGACUCAUCAGAGAAGUCCACAUUGAUUGACACGUCAGAGCAGCUGCGCAUCCAGAGACAACUCAGCGAAAUCUCAGCUGAGAUCAGCAAUCUUCCUAAAAUCAACCCAUGUUCUCUGGAAUGAAAUGUCGCAAAUCAACCCGAACACUCCAUCAAGUGUGACAGAAGGUUACCCGGUGACGAAUCUGACUUUAGUCGUGCUUCUGCUCAUACCGUGCGUGGUCAUCCUGCUCCUGCUCAACUGCCUCUUCCUGGGCUACAAGUUAAUGAUCCUGUCAAAGAGGCAGCAGCGGAAGCGCGAGGACACCGAGGAGAUGCUUCUGCAAUCCAACGUGCACAGACUCAGGACAGGCUCGGACCUGGCCUUUUCCCCGCUGCAGGACGGGAGGAGAGUGUACGUGUCAGUGUCAGAGCCUGUGCUGCCGCAUCCUGUCACUUCCUCCAGGGCUUCAUCCAGGGAGAGGGCCGGGCUGGACCACAGGACCCGGCUCCUCAGGCCAGACGGUGCCACCGGCUCCGGGUCUCUGAGGGCGCCGAGCACCAUCCGGGCCACUUCCUCCGCAGCUGGUUUCAGCCCCAGACUUGACCUGCGCUCUGGCUCGCGGACGCACAGCGCCAGGAAAGGUGGCUGGUGCAGGAGCGCACCACUUCUACCACAGUCCAGCGACUCAGAGGCCGAAACCAGACUCAACCUGGCUCCACCAAACUCUCCCACGGAGACAGAACAUGUGGGUUAUAUUUAUCAGAGCAGGACUCAUGAGAUGCUGAAAGAUGUGAACCCAGCUGCUGCUGCUGCUGCUGCUGCUGCGGUGCAUGUGUUUGACAAAGUCGAGAUGGAGUGCGAGUACACCAACCUACCUUCAGAGACGUCCUGUCUGAACAUGUCCGCAGUGGGGCCUGGACUCGACAGCGACUUCGGUGCAAGUGCAGGUGUCUCCCUGCGGAUCCUGUCAGCAGACAGCGACAGCCUGUCCAACGGUGUGCUAGCUUCAGUUUUGGAGUGGGAUUAUUAUGACCCUUGCUACGUCAAACAGAACAACGUACCACGACAUAAACACCACAGGCCUGCAGUGCAUACUAAACAGUACUGGGUGUGAAACAAGAAGUGAUUUUAAUGUUUAUUUAUUUGUUUAAUUUUAU